CAAGUAGCUGAUUAGAUGCGAGAGCAAAGGGGCCAUGGCCCCUCCCCUAGGAGGAACUGUGGCCUCUGGUCAGAGCCCGCUCCCUGGGAGCCAGGGCCGCCACGAGGGGGCGACACGCGGGGCCACACAGGGGGCGACGCGAACUGCCAUGGAGUCCCCGGCCUGCAGCUCUCUGCGCCUGCUCCUCUGGCUGCUGCUUCUCCGGCCCCGGCUCAGCGCGGACCCCAGGGACAGCGUGACGCCCCCUUCCCCACAGAGUCCCUCUUCCUCUGGGACCGCACCAGCCCCCAGCCCCUCAGAGAUCCUUUCCCAAGCCUGCGGCCAGAGGAGGAUUGUCGGGGGAAGGCCAGCCGCGGAGCGGAAGUGGCCCUGGCAGGUCAGCCUGCAGGUCCAGGGCGAACACGUGUGCGGGGGCUCCCUCAUCAGCAGCCGGUGGGUGCUGACUGCAGCCCACUGCAUAUUCGAUUUUGUGGACUACACGGUGAAGCUGGGAGACACAAACCUGAACCAAACAGCCUCAACAGCCUUUGUGGUCCAAGCCAGAGACAUUGUUAUGCACCAAGAUUUCACCCGAAUUGGAGGACUCUUCAACGACAUCGCCCUGGUGUUGCUGUCCUCCCCUGUGAAUUACUCCACCCACAUCCAGCCCGUGUGCCUCCCUGCCGUGUCCUUCCAGUUAGAAGCUGGUACAGAGUGCUGGGUGACUGGAUGGGGCAAAAGAAGAGAAGAAGAGCUUACUGUCCUCCUACACUGAGGUCAGGCUGGAGCUCACUGCCUCCAGAGCUGCCGAUUAUGUCACCAACUCAACUUCAGGAGGUUGAGGUGAACAUAGUUGACCUUGAGAAAUGUAAUAAGGGCCUUCAGAAACAGAUGCAGACAAUCUUUAACAUGGUCAGGCAAGGGGCCAUCUGUGCUUACAGUGAAGGAAAGGACGCCUGCCAGGGAGACUCUGGCGGCCCUCUUGCCUGCGAGUUUAAUAAUACAUGGGUACAGAUGGGUGUUGUGAGCUGGGGCAUUGGCUGUGGCCGCAAAGGACUUCCAGGAGUCUAUACAGAUGUCCGUUACUACAGGGACUGGAUUGUGAGACACAUGAGUCGGUCUACACGCUGGGACUCAGCCAGCUUCCUCAUCCCAUGCCUGUGUCUGCUGCUGCACCUGGCACCCUGGUGACCCCGUGCUCAUCCUGCCCGCUCCCCCCAUUCUGAGUCUCCCACUAGGCCUCUCCUCUGACCCCCUUUUCCUUCCAAUGCCCUGGCUUCAAGUUCCGGUUUGGCCCCUCACCCCUGGGGAGCCCACAGUGGAGCAGAGGAGGGGACUGGGCCUGCAAAGGGUCCGGCCCGGUGCUCUGGUCACCUGCUUCUCACACCUACACCUGGCCUGCUCUGCCUGAGGGAAAGAGGUGAGGCCUGGCCAGAGGCCCCGCGUCCUGCCGGGGG
This is a messenger RNA of Fukomys damarensis (Damara mole-rat), 1436 nucleotides long. RefSeq names its product serine protease 44. The coding region runs from base 16 to 1170 and encodes 384 amino acids. The transcript is spliced from 7 exons. NCBI's taxonomy places the organism in Eukaryota, Metazoa, Chordata, Mammalia, Rodentia, Bathyergidae. Gene Ontology annotation, biological process: proteolysis. Gene Ontology annotation, molecular function: serine-type endopeptidase activity. The record is from RefSeq and is a predicted model, not a curated record.